AUGCUUCGUCGAGGAUUGAGCAUCUCCCGAAGCGUUGUCCGAUUGAGCUCGGAAAAAGCUCCAGCUGUUCAGAAAGUUUCCACCGUCGAUAACCAAGUGACGCACACUGGCCAGGCCUUCCCUGAAGGAGACUUCAGAAUGAACAGAUAUCUCGGCGGAAAGAAAAAGGCACUUUCUGCUCGAUGGGCGAUUGAUAUGAUCGCAGAAGAGCCAGUUAUCAUGACUACUAACCGACGACACAUGUGCGAUGGAACUUAUGGAGGUCUUAAUCAAGCUGUCGGUCACCCUCGAGUUUGGAUCAACCUUGACGACGGGCAAGUGCACGAAUGCCCGUAUUGCGGUCUCCGAUACCAGAAAGUCCCCGCAGCCGGCGCUCAGCCUAUUUCGAAGACCGUAGAAGAGGAAGAAGAAAAUUAA
This is a messenger RNA of Oikopleura dioica, 417 nucleotides long. Lineage: Eukaryota; Metazoa; Chordata; Appendicularia; Copelata; Oikopleuridae. The record is from the annotation of a GenBank genome assembly.